Pristis pectinata (smalltooth sawfish) is the source of this 5104-nucleotide messenger RNA. It is a transcript of the gene card19, whose product is annotated as caspase recruitment domain family, member 19. The transcript has 6 exons. The record is from RefSeq and is a predicted model, not a curated record. Gene Ontology annotation, cellular component: mitochondrion. Gene Ontology annotation, biological process: regulation of apoptotic process. The coding region runs from base 259 to 813 and encodes 184 amino acids. Lineage: Eukaryota; Metazoa; Chordata; Chondrichthyes; Rhinopristiformes; Pristidae.
UCAUAUACAAAGUACAGUCAUCCUUCCCCCUGUGACAUGUACAUCCAACGAUUUUUUGAACAAGAUUAUUUUUUUUGUUUGAAACGUGAUCUCCACACUUCUACCCGGAGUCGUGCUUCCUCUCCCCGCUGCGAUUCAUGGUUGUUAGACGGGGUCGCGGUUGCCGGCUCCGGCAGUAAACCGACACCGUGAGGUGGGGCUGCUACUUGGCAGAGUAAAGGAAACGCGGAAGUCAGGAGCGGCCGAGCAAGCAGCGCCAUGUCAGACUACUGUAGACGGUUGGACAAGGAUAAAGAGUUUCUAUUAACUGAAGGUACGCUCAGUGAGAAACUGGUGGACAGAAUUGUUCUUCACCUAUUCAGAAUUUAUCCCCAAAUUCUGAAUAAUACAGAAGCUGAAAUGUUCAGGAGUCUAAAUACUCCAGUGUGCAUUAGGAUAUCCGAGCUCCUCGUUCAUCUGCAGAACAAGAAUAAUAAAGCCUGUAAGGAAUUUUACAACGCAUUGGAGAUAAAUGAUCCUCGGAUAUAUGAAAAGCUUCCAAGCAAACACCUAGGCAAAACAACAGAUUCAUUAGGAAUCAACAUGGAUAUCUACCACAGACAGAAAUACAUACUCAAUAACAGGGGUCCUGCAUUUUUUCUGGCUUGUUUUAGUGUUGCAGCUGGAUUGGCUUUCCUGCUUUAUUACUGUAAGGAAGAUACCAAAAUUGAAAGUGCUGCAAAGAAAAUUGUAGGAUUUUCUUACCUCGGUUUUGGAAGAAGAGCAAGAAGAUACUUGUUAGCAUACCUUGAAGACCAAUCAAAGAGGAACUAAUGAUAAUUACCCAUUUAAGAGAUUAGCAUAUCGAUUUCAGUUUAAAAUGUCUGGGAAUACAUGCACUUCCAUUUUCCAGGACAGCUCUUCUGCUGAUACCAAAGAGAUAGCAUUUUCUGUUUGUACAUGAAGUAUAUGCACUUGCCAUGUUAUUGCUGCAGGUCAGCACUUGUGGGCCAUAAACCUCAAAGAAGUCAAUGAUAUAGUAAACAAAUAUUAAGAAAUGCAUGUGGCUUUUACCUCCUGUGCUCUCACAGUGCUGGCUGAUAUGCAUAACAGCUAUCCAAUCGUUUUUAAUGAAAAUACUGUAAGAUUUAAGUCAACCAUUUUGGAUAGUUUACUGAACUCCAGUCGGUAAACUUUCCAAGUGUUUAGGCUUUGCAAUGAAUGUUACUUUCUGAAUUUUUUGAUAAUUCCCUAGAUAAGUUAAAAACUUCCAAUGAUAUUGGUGCCAUAGGUACAGUUACAAGGCAAUUAAAUGACAAGAAGUGUGUGCAGACACUUUCUGCUUGCAUAGAUAUGAAUGAAGGGAUGAGAGCAGAAGUUAAUUCAAAUCUGUUCAAACAAUGAGCUGUAGCCAUCUUCUAUUACCUGUCUUUUAUAUGAAAAGGUGGCUGUCCUCAGAAAAUUCUCAUUCUUUGAAAAAGAAUCUUGGGCCCCAAGACGACUUAAAAGCAACAUAAAAUAGUCAAUCUACAGGAGUUGCAGUUACAUCAUAGUUGUGUGAAACCAAACUGAAGCAACCAUUACUGUUGCUUACAUGAAUACUGCUAAAUAUCAGAGGGGGGGGGGGGGGGGAACAAUCAACAUUAAGCUGCAAUUUUAGAGAAAGGGAAAUUGGCUUAGAUUUAUCCAAGUAGGACCCACCAUCUCCACAUUCACCACUUACCCAAAACUUCCCCUCUUGGAUCUCAUUGGCCUUAAUGGACCUGAAGCUGAGCAACAAGGCCCUGCUUGGUGACAGAACCUCGAAUGAUGUAACUGGUCACAUGGGUGGGUCAGAACAAGCUCCACCCAUGAAACUUGUUACGAACCAGCAACAAAAGAAACUCACUGAGCCAUGAUUCCGUGUUAAAAACUACUUUAUUAAUAACUACUUAUGAUAAUAAGAAAAAUAAGAGUAAAAAUGUUAGAAUGUUAGAAGUAAAAAUGUUAAAUCUUGAACAUUAACCCCAAAAAUUAAACUGGUCGUGUGUGUGUGGCAAAGUCCCAAGCUCCAAGUCCAGGAAUGGUUAUUAAAGUUCAGUUCAGCAAGCCAUAAGGUGAAACAUGAGCAAAGGCUUCUUCAACAACCACCGUUGUCUGAAGAUAAAAUGUAGAUGUAGAGAACGUAGAGAGAGUGAUUACGAAAUCCAAAUGUUCCACGAUGGAACCCAAACAACACCUCAGUGUUUACUCGGUAGUGACUUCCUCACCCUGAAAAGCAUCCGAAUCGUAGUCAUCCACACAAAUACCUGUUUCCCUCUACAGGUCAGCAACAAAGUGAACUCCACCAGAUUACCCCCAAUUUCCAUACGUGGAUUGUAGUGACAGACACAGUUAUUGUUUCUCAUCCAUCGAUAGAGAAACUAGCAGGCUGGUGUCUCUCUCUCUUUUCUCCCUCUCUCUCUGACUGACCGACUCCUCUUCAACAACGUCAUUAUGUCCUUUAUCUUCUGUUGACAUAAGCAUGCCACACACACACCCACACACACCACUAUGCUCUAUCUUAAAGGAACAUUCACCUAGUCCGUAACAAACUCCACUGGAAGUUUUUGAUGGAGAGUAGAACAGAAAGAGCAAUUAAAAACACUAAAACACUUCUGAAUAAUUAAAACCCACUUAAACUAUAAAUAAAUAAUUUAAAAAAAUCUUAAUUUACCUUAUUCUUGGCUUUCUUCUCGGUAGCCCUACAAUCUCAAUUCAAAUCAAUGUCCUGAGAACAGAACCCACAACGUGGGUGCAGGGGAAUCUCAGCAAGCUCUUACAUCCUUAGCUGAAAUUACUGCUGGAGCUCAACCAGUAAGAUCGGGACUUUCUAAUCCUUGUGCCAGUCCUGCCACUUGCUGGCUGUUCUGCAUGGCAAUACACAGUGAAAUCCAGGCCAAUGGAACCUUGCCAAUGAUUCAGUAGAGUGCCUGCAGUAUUAGGAAUAUCUGGGCUUUCGGUGGAAAGGGGACUGUAAAUCCAUUUGUUAGAGGUGUUAAAUGAAUUCUUGGAGACUGGGAAAUCCUGUAAGGUCCAGCAGCAUGACAGCAAUCUGCUCACGAAGCACCGACUUGACUGGUGCUGACGCAUUCUUCAUUGUCAACUUGAACAUGUACUCAAAUAAGUAGUUUAAAAAGGCAUUCUGUUACAUUCUUAUGCUAACUUAUCAGUUCUAAAGCUCCUACCUCUGACAUACCACAAUGGAUCCUUCUGUAUGGAGGUUCUGACUGUUGGGUAUCUCUGCUGCACUAUUUGCACAGCUAAACAUUUGGAUCUAUUGUCAUCCCGUAUGAAGUUGUCUAUAAAAGUUAAAUUACAGAUCAGCUCUUAUCCACAAUCACUUCACUGCUUAUCAGGAGCUUGAACCAUGGCCAGUAAUUGUAAACAGGCACAGGAUUGAAGGCUUCCCAUUAAAAAUAAUCUGCAAAUUACACAUUUUUUGAUGAGAAAGUAGUAAUUUACCUUUUGUAACUGAGAAACUGUUUCCCUCGAGCAGGUCAAACAGAAGAUAUUUAACAGGAAUUAGGAAGUUGAAACUUCUAUUUAUGCAAUUGCCUAAUAUACUUUUUAAUCUCAAUUUUAUAUUUAAAUUUGCAGCUGAUAAUCAUUAUUCUGGUAAUUAAGUGCAUGACUUUUAUUCAGCAAUUUUCAUGUUGUUGCUACUAUAAAUACAUUUAAUCAAAAGCAUUCUCAGAUCAGAAUCAUAACUUGUAAACAAAUGAUGCAGCCUCAUUUUAAGGAUUAGAUAUAUUUUUUGCAGUACCAGUGAUUUCCAUUAAAUGGUAGAUUGGUAGAGUUUGUAAAAUUUGUUUAAAAAAUGUAAAGAUUCAUAUUGUUUUGCAUCCUGCGUAAGGAUGUGGUUAUUCUGUGGUCUCAUUUUGAGCUGUAAGGUGCUGGAAACUUUAGUCUUUUUGACUUCAGGGAAUUCAUGGAAUAACACUGUUGUUCAUUUUGAAAUAGUGAGGUCAGGGAAAUGUCAAGUACAUUUGACAUUUCUCAUGGAACACAGGGAUCUUGUCUUGAACCGGGACAAUAAAUCAGGAACUGGAAAAUGUAAGGCAUGAAGGUUGAGUGGUUUGAACUUCUGUCCUGGUGCAAAAUUCUUUUUUUUAUUAAAUACAUGUUUAAUAUUAAAUUUGAUUGCUUCUUGUACCUAUUUUGUAAUAUAUUAUACUAUGCAAGAACAUUUGCUUAAUAAUAGGAUGUGAUUAACACAGAGCUUCAUCUGUUACUAUUAUGGAGGGAGAGGAGAGUGUCUUUGUUCAUCAUAUGGGUGUUAAGAUUGGUGAAAGAGAAAGUGACCAAAGAGCAUCAAUGAGGCAGGGAAUAGCUAUUAAAAAGAGUAUUAAUAUUAGAGGGGCUGUGCUUCAUUAUGAAAAAAGAUGAAUGCAGUAAUGGAGCAAGUCAGGAAGAGAAAUAGAGUAGCAUGCAGACAAGCAAGAGAGGUUUGGGGGAUGCAUGUUACAUUUGUGAAGUUAUCUCCAGCAGCAUUAAUCAAGGCCCAUACAAACCACCAGUCAUAAACCAAUCACUGUGAUGUAUUUGGCAGUAUCAUUGUGGUCCAAGGUUUCCUUAAAGGAGCAUUCUGUCAUUAAUGGGAGUCCAGGCAUGAGCAGUAUUAUAGUAAUAUAGAGGCAAAUCUCUGGAAUUCUUUGGCUUCGUUCCUUCUCUCUUAUCAACUGGCACAUUUUCAAAGUAAAGUUGCUGAGGUCUUCUUUUGAUAUUGGUACCUCAAACCUUGAGCUAGUAAUUGAAAUGAUGUCAUCAUCCCAGUGUCUUGCAGAUCAAUAGUUUUUCCAUGAACAUGUUUGCAUCAACUGGAACAUAAAAAGGGAAAAACAUGAAUGUGUGAAUCCAAAGAGUUAAUCAGAUUAUGCAACAAAAUGAAGUGAAUGCAGAACCUGAUGCAUGUGUGUAUAUGCGUGUGCACUAUGUCAAUGUCACUUCAGGGUUUGUUUAAUCUUUUUUCCCAAUUUAGCAAGACUAAAAACCAAGCUUCAUUAUGACCAUUUGUAAUUAGCAAUAAAUGGAUGCUUGUCAACAAGUCAUGUGUAUGGUGCUAUGUCAACAUUCAGACUCUGUGGAAAACAGUGAAACAUUCCAA